CUGGCGAUAAAUCGCCUGUCAACUAGUAGUUGGUCGCACAUUAGUCGGCGAUUAAUCGGCCUACAUAUAAAUUAGCAGAAAAGUUGGUCGGCCGACAAAAAAAGUUGGUCGUCGAUUAGUCGGCCCACAAAAAGUUAGUCGGCGAUUAGUCGCCCCAGGAGAAGUUGGUCAACGAUUAGUCGCUCCACGUAAAGUUAGUCACCGAUUAGUCGGCUCGUUUGCCUGAGUUUUUUCAUUUCGUUUUUUCGGUUUUUAGCAGAAAAAACGCGUAUUUUGUGGUCUAAAGUGAGUUUAAAAUGAGAAAUAAUUGAUGAAAUCAUUUUCAGAAUGGGGAAAAGGCUGAACGAUGGUUCGGAUGGAGAUGAAUCACAGGAUUCGAAUGAUGCUGGUUUAAAACGUCGCAAAAUCACAUUCGAAUCGGUUCGUCUUCCCGCCGUCAGUGGAGUGAAUGAUAUAAAUAAUCGAUCGAUUAAUUAUAAAGCUGCUAAAUUGGCGCAACAAGUCAAGUAUAAAAAUAUGAAGAUCGCCGAGUUAGAACGCGAAAAUGAGCGAUUAAAGAGGAGGCAAGAAACGGACGAGGAAAAUUUCUAUAAAAUUCAUCGAAUAGGUCUAGAUGUAAGUUUCUUUUUCUUGCUUUUAAUUUAAUUUAACAUCAAUACAAAUAUUGGUUUCAGAUGGAAUCACAAGUUUAUAAUGCAAUGCGUUCCGAAAUCGAUUCACUUGUCAAACUUGAAGGAGAAGAUGAGAAUUUGGGAACAAUGGAUUUGUUGCAAUUAGAUUCAGAACAACUUGAGAAACAGUUUGGAAAACAAGGCGAAAGAAUUAUAAAAUUUUUGCAACUUUUGACGCAGAGUCGACAGAAACGAGUGGAACGACAGAAAACUUUUAGCAAAAAAUUAAUUGCGUUUAUUGAAAGUAAGCCAGGAAUCUCAUUAAUAAAUUUAAUUUUGAAUUUUUCAGAUGAUCCUUCAACAUCUGCAGAGACUGCAACUAGCGAACUUGCGACUUUCAAUCAACAAAUCAGUGAAGAAAAUGUGAAAUUGAUCGCCGAAAACACACGUCUUCAACACGAAAACACCCAAAAUCGCUCAAAACUUCGUCAAAAACAAGACGAAUGCGAAAUUUUGCAGAAUAAACAAGAGGAAAUAUUAAGAGAACUUGAAGAUGCCAAAUAUGAAACGGAUAAAAUGAUGAGAACUGCUAAUAAAUAUGAGACAAGGUUGUGUAGUUUGGCAGUCGAAUUGAAAACAGCGACGGAAAAUAUGGCAAGUGGAAAAGCUGCAGGAAAUUCGCCGAGUUCUUCAGGACCACCGGCGAAGAAAAUGAAUGGAGGAGGAACGCAUUCAAAUGGAUCGCCUGGAACGGUUAUUGAUACUGUUGAGGUAAGGAUUUGGGGGAUGUAGAACAUGCUUGUGUCGGAUACGCGGAAAUUUCCCGGAUUUUUUUAACCGGAAAAUUCUUGAUACGAAAUAUCAUUCAAAACACAAUUAUUUACUAAAUAAAUCCAUUAAAAAAUUAUAGAACUGGAUUAAAUCUGUUAUAAAAGUUAUUGAAUUUUAAAAUUUGAACCUGAUUUUUCAAACGUUUUAGAUUUAGUUAGAAAUUCCCCCGUUUUGUGAACAUAUGAAUUUCCUAGCCAAACGCUCCGAUUUUUUGCAGGUUGAAACAAUUCGAGUAGAACGAGAUGAACAAGCUGAAUUGGCAAAUCGAAGAUUACAAGAAAUUGUGGAUCUCAACACGAGAAUUCAAAAAUUAUCAUCGGAAAUUGUGAAACUGAAGGCGAUCAAUGUAAGUUUUUUAUAGCGAUUUUCAGUCAGCUUUGAGAAAUUCGUGGUUUUUUAGGAAAGUGCAAUCUCAUCGGAGCGAAUUUACAACAGUGAAGAAUACAAAAACCUGAAAGCUUAUUAUUCGUUGUGUGUUAUGGAAUUGGAAAAGAAAAGGUUGGUACACUUCUUAAAUUCCAGGGAAAAUUGAUUUCAAAAAUUCAAAAAACUCUGGUUUUCUCUAUAAAAAUGUUCAAAUUUCAUUCAUUUUUUUUUUCAGUAAAACGUUGAUUGAUGUAAUUGAAGAACGUGAUCGUAUGAGAAUGGUUGUUCAAAAUCGUUUGGCUGCCGAUCGAGAAAAUCAAGAAAAAGCUCAACUAAAAACGAUGGAAGUGAAUGAAAAGACGAGUAAAGAAUAUCAGUCACUGAAACACGAUUAUGAUAUAUUACGCACUGAGUUUGAACAAACUAUAGUGCAGAAUAAUCAUUCUCUUGCGGUUAGUACUUUUGUGUUUUUUGGGAGGAAAUUUGGAUUUUUCGGAAAACUUGUUUAUUUUUCUGGGGAAUUUAAUUUUUCUUCUCUCAAAUUCCUAAUUUUUUAGGAUGCAAAACAACAAGAUAUUCGUCCAAUCAUGUCUUCUCUCAAAACCCAAAAUCAUGUUCUCAAACAAGAAGUUGCAAAAUACAAGAAAAAGUGGCGAGAUAGUGUAAAUAACUAUUCAAAAACCCAAAGAGAAUAUGAUUUGUUGAAGAAGAAAAUGGAUAAUAGUUUGGUUUUGGCAUUAGAUGAAUUCAACAAAGAUGACACAUUACAAUCACCGGAACAAAGUAAUGAAGAUGCUGAAUGUAGUAGAAAUGAGGUAACGGAUUUGAAGAAAAAGGAGGAGGGAUUUAGAUUCAUUAAAAUAUUGGGAAAAAAAUUUAGAAAAAAAAAAUUUUCAGAGGAAAAUUUGUCUCCAAUUUUUUCCUGAAAAUCUAAAAAUUAUUUGAAAACUACAAAUUAGAAUUUUUUCGAAAGAACUUUUAAAUGUUCUUUAAAAAUUGACAAUUUUCAGCUUAUUCGAUUGCGUUCCGAAAACGAAGUAAUGCGGAAAGAAAUGCGCGCCCACGGAAAUGCGGAUCGAGCCGAAAAACAACGUUUCUUCGAAAAAGAAUUCCAAUCAAAUAUGUCACAGAAAUUAGCGGAACUCGAAAGACUUCGAAAAGAUAAUGAAAGAUAUGAUAGUGUUGAAAAAGUAUUAAGUGAAGAAUUGGAAAGUAUUGGACAAGCACUUGAAGAAUUACAAGAACAAAAUGGUUUAUUAAUUAGUGAAAAACGAGCAAAAGAGGAUCAAGUAUUGAAAUUAAUGAAUGAACGCAUUUUGGAAAGAUCGAAAAAUCAGAAGUUGCAUGAUGAAAAUGUGAGUAUUUUUUAAAACUAAAAAUACAAUCAAAAUGUUUAUCUCAUCCAUAAAUUGUGAUUUAUAACAUAACUUAAAGUUAUAGUUGAAAUGAAAUUUUGGACCUGAAAAUCAACUUUUUCAGCCAAAAAGUUUGAUUUUUCAUGAAAAAAUUGACAAUAAUAUCGUAAUUUCUCAUCAAAAAAUGAUUAUUCUGCAUGAAAAUUUUAAACACAAAACUAUUCUCAAAAAUUCACUGAAAAUAUCAGCAAACUUUUGUUUAAAGUCUAAAUUUUUGUCGCAUACUAAUUUUAAUGAAACACCGAAAUUUUAAACAAAAUAAAUGAAUUUUUAUCCAAAAAAAUUAACUGUUUCAAAAUGUUGUUAAUUGUUUUGCAAGAUCUUUUAUAAAUUUCAACCUUUUUUCUUCAAGACACAUCAGCCACUGGAAAAAACAGAUUUCCCGCAUUUAUUUUCAAAUGACAAAAACAGCAUGUGCGCUCUAUUGCUUCGUUGUGUGCAAACUCUCUCGAAAAUCCCGUCGGCUGAGCGAUUUUAAAAACAAUUAUUUUGUUUUUUUCACUUUUGCCAGACUCAAAAUUUUUCUUGAUUUUUAUGAAUUCCGAUUACUUGAAAGGUGUUAUGAAAGAAUAACAAACUCAUUUUCUGUUCAUUUCUAGUGGAUUGUGUGUCUUUCAAGUUUUGCACGAUCACUAUGACGUAGCAAUUACAAAAAUCAAUCAAUUAAUUAAUCAAAUCAAUGUUUCUUCUUCUUGCAGAAAACUCUAAUCAAAAUGCGAUCAGCUGAAGAGGCCACAAAUACUCUGCUAAAUUAUGAGCUGAAAACAUUGAGAUCUGAAAUUGAGGCGCAUACGAAAAAUUGGGAAUUUAAAACAAUGGAGAAUUCGUGAGUUUUUUUGAGUUGAAGAUUGAAAUUGAAUAUUUUUACUGUUUCAAAAAAGGAAUUUUUGAUAUUGUUUUUGUGUAUUUCAGUAAAACCUUCUUAAUUAAAGAAUAAAAAACAAUCUUCAUUUUCUGUGAAAUAUUUUUUCACUGUUUCAAAAAAAAUUACCUUUUUAAGAAUUUUGGUUGGUUUUUUCGGCUCCAAAACCUUUACAAUUUUACCUCGAAAAGGUCCCUAAUCCGUUUUUUUUUCUUCAGAAAAAUGACAAUUGCACUGGAAAACAAUCGAAAAAAGUUGCAAGAUCUCGGAAAUUCUCGCGAUGAUUUACAAAUUCGCUACGAAAAACACGAAUCACAAUUGAAGCAUAUUCAGGAAUUGUUGAGCCAAAAAGCAUCACAAUUGGAAGCGAUUUCGCAUAAGAAAAAUCGAUUGGAAGAGGAGUCAAAUUUGUUGAGGUUAGGAAGAGAAUUGAAAAAAAAAUUAUAUGAAAUCAUUUAGUUUUGAAAAUAUUUUUUUCAAUUUUCAGCUCGAAAUUUUAUAAAUCUACUAUCUACUAAUUGGGAAAAUUUUUUUGGCAAUAGUGUGUCCGGGUCCCGUUCUCCAAACUGUGUGCAUAAAAAUUGAUGAUCAAAAAAAAGAAAAAGUUUCUAAAUGUUGGCAGCUCGGUGCGCAUCCUAUUCAUUCUUUCUCAAAAUGUAUGUGAGUGCGCGGAGAGUGAAAAGUUUGAAAAUCUCAAUGUAUUUUCCGCAUUUAAAAUGUGUCGCUCGACUUUUCUCAAUUUCCAGAAGACCAUUUUUGAUGGGACCUUCACCAUUAAAUUCCAAAUUCUUUCCCAUCGAGGCGCUAAUAUUCGAUUUUUCAAAAAAUGCGCGAGUUUUCACGUGAAAAUUCAAAACUUUUUCAUGUAAAAAAGAAUGAUCACGUUUUUAUUCCAAAAAAAUUAAAGGACACGUUUCUUAUCUGAUCUUUCUGUUUUCUGAAAAAAGUGAACAAUUUCUGGGCAUUUCUCAAUGUUUCUCUUUCCCUAACCGGAAAAUUAAUCAGUAAAACGUAAAUCAAACUACUGUAGAUGGCGUUAGACAGCGAAGCCCUUCUAGUUAUAGAUAAUAAUUAAAUUUUUAAUUUCGGACAAAAUAUUCAAUAAAAUUUAAAAAUCUAAUUUUCAAACCAUAUUUUUGCAGAAAAAAAUACGAACGAAUCCAAAAAUCGGAAAAAUACGGUGGAAGUACAGACGCGGUUUUGGUUGAAGAAAAUCGACAACUCAAAGAAAUUCUAACAUGUCCGUCGUGUAAAACAAAACCAAAAGAUUGUAUUAUGAUCAAAUGUCAUCAUUUCUUUUGUGAAUCGUGUAUUAAAACCAGGUUAGUUUGGGAAGUGGAUUUAUGGGUCAAAAUUGAAAUUUGCUUUAAAAAAUAUUUGACUGUUUCACGAAAUUGAUGAAUUUUGAUAAACAUAUUCAAAUACUAAAAUAAAUAGUUGGAUUUUCUGUUAAAUUUUUUUCACUGUUUCAAAAACAAUAAGAUUUUUGGUUUUUUCGAUAUGAAAAAAAUCUUCUUAACAGCCAAAAUGAAUAAUAAUUUUUAUUUUUUGAAUAAGUUAACAUUUUUCACUGUUUCAAAAAACGAAUUAAUUUAGAAAUGUUCGAUUCCAACAAAUAACACAUUAUUUACUAUUGUGGAUUUUAAACCAAAUUCAAAGUUUCAAUAUUUUUCAGAUACGACACGCGUCAACGAAAAUGUCCAAAAUGUAAUAGCGGUUUUGGCGCCAACGAUUUUCAUCGAGUAUUUUUCUAG
Molecule: messenger RNA, 5839 nt
Organism: Caenorhabditis angaria
Lineage: Eukaryota; Metazoa; Nematoda; Chromadorea; Rhabditida; Rhabditidae
Source: the annotation of a GenBank genome assembly